Metopolophium dirhodum (rose-grain aphid) is the source of this 640-nucleotide messenger RNA. RefSeq names its product dolichyl-diphosphooligosaccharide--protein glycosyltransferase subunit DAD1 (gene Dad1). The record is from RefSeq and is a predicted model, not a curated record. Lineage: Eukaryota; Metazoa; Arthropoda; Insecta; Hemiptera; Aphididae. Gene Ontology annotation, biological process: protein N-linked glycosylation. Gene Ontology annotation, cellular component: membrane; oligosaccharyltransferase complex. The transcript has 2 exons. Bases 190 to 528 code for a protein of 112 amino acids.
UAGUACAAACACUACAAAGUGUCUGGCUUCUUGUAUUAUGUCACGGAUUCCGUUUUGUUGCUAAAUGUUAAUUAAUAAUUAUUUUUGUUGACUGUCGGUCUGUCUAUUUGUCUACUUUUCAACGACAGUCAAUCACAACUAUUUCAUAAUAGUGUUUUAGUCGGAAAGAAAAUCCAUUAGUUUCUAAAAAUGGCUAAAAUCUUAGGAAUUGUUUCAAAGUUUUACGACGAUUACACGAAGACAACAUCGAAAAAACUUAAGAUAAUCGAUGCUUAUUUGUUUUACAUAAUGCUGACUGGAAUAGUACAAUUUGCAUACUGUUGUUUAGUAGGCACAUUCCCGUUCAACUCGUUCCUCAGUGGUUUUAUUUCAUCAGUUAGCUGUUUUGUACUCGGCGUAUGUUUACGAUUACAAGCAAAUCCGCAGAACAAAGCACAAUUCAGUGAUAUAAGUCCAGAACGUGGUUUUGCUGAUUUUAUUUUUGCACAUAUUGUGCUUCACUUAACUAUUGUAAACUUUAUAGGUUAAUUUCAGCAUUAAGGUUCAAAUUUAUAAUGCAUUGUACGGCUCCAUUUUUAUUUCUAAAUAUAUUUUGUGUAAAUAAAGGAUUAAAUAAAUAUAAUUUACACUUAUACACAUA